AUGCAAAUUAAUCGCCUCGAGUGCACCUCAACGUUGGUCAGAUGGCACCUAUGCUUCGUAUUUUGCCUUCUCGACGAGCAACUCGAAGUCUCAGUGGCAUCUGAACUCGACUAUAUAAAAGCCACGACUUUCAACGUCCUUUUGCUCUGCUUCAAACAAGCGAGACAACAGUACCACGACUGCAUCAAAGACAACGACAUAUACUAUAUCGCAAGCGUUCUGGACCCUCGAAUCAAGACCAAGUGGCUCAAAACGCUACCAGAUGGAGAGAAGAUUAUUGACCGAAUUCGGGAGUUCCUGAAGAGAGCAUAUUCCACUACAAAACAGCCUGUAUCGACUACUCCAAACACCAACUGGAAGAGCUUUGAAUAUCGAUUUCUGAAAGCCUUUCAGCCUACACAGUAUAACGUCACUGAGUCUGAUAUCGACAAGUAUUUUGAUACUCCGACAAUCAGCACUGGUUUUGAUACAAGCCAGAGCCAGUCCGAGUUUAUACGAAACUGA
Penicillium brevicompactum is the source of this 504-nucleotide messenger RNA. Its product is annotated as HAT dimerization. The transcript has a single exon. The coding region runs from base 1 to 504 and encodes 167 amino acids. The record is from RefSeq and is a predicted model, not a curated record. NCBI's taxonomy places the organism in Eukaryota, Fungi, Ascomycota, Eurotiomycetes, Eurotiales, Aspergillaceae.